UCAGCUGUUUUUCAAUAUUUUGCACCACCGGUUGUCACAUUCAUAUGUAAAUAUUUCUUAUACAAAAUACAACUUAAGUUUGUAAGUUUCGAAAAGUAUACAAUAUUCAUUUAAGAGCAUGAAUGACAUAAAACGUUUAAAGGAUCAGCAACGUGAUAAACAUCCUGGUUUCGACGCAUACCUCAAUUGCAUGACUAGAGCACUUUUCUCAGGACUAGCUUCCUUUUGCUUGACUUUUUCCGGUUGUUAUUUUACACAAAAACUUGUACGAACAAAAAUACGCUACCCUAUUCAAUACAGCGUGCUUAGUUCGGCUUUAGUGGCAGCUAGUGUAUCCUAUACAACCACUACAACGCGCACUAAAGCUUGCCAAGCGGCUUGGAUGGCGGCCGAAGAUAUGCAUUCGGUGUUGAAAGAGGACAGUUAUUAAACCAAUAUAAUUUAAAUAAAAAAUAAAUAUAUAUAUAUAGUUAUAAAAAUAUAAGAAUGUGGGUUAAAAGUUUUGCAACCAU
Messenger RNA from Zeugodacus cucurbitae (melon fly), 512 nucleotides. Its product is annotated as transmembrane protein 141. The record is from RefSeq and is a predicted model, not a curated record. The transcript is spliced from 2 exons. NCBI's taxonomy places the organism in Eukaryota, Metazoa, Arthropoda, Insecta, Diptera, Tephritidae. The coding region runs from base 119 to 430 and encodes 103 amino acids.